GGCAGACUAGAUGAAUCGCAACUUUUCGCAUUGAGGUAUGGUACUAUUCAACAACACAGCUUACAACUAAUGUUAAAAGGGGCAAAAUCUAGUGAGUGCUUCAAGAUUGCUCGUGAGGGAAUUCAAUCAUUAUGUGAAAAGUUGGACAUGGUGGACACUGGCAACGUGGACAUACCCGGCAUUAAUAGACCGAAGGCGAAUGAAAUUUUGUUGGAC
This is a messenger RNA of Linum tenue, 216 nucleotides long. NCBI's taxonomy places the organism in Eukaryota, Viridiplantae, Streptophyta, Magnoliopsida, Malpighiales, Linaceae. The record is from the annotation of a GenBank genome assembly.